UUCCGGUAUAUAAAUUAUUCGAUUUUCGCUUCUCCAUAAAAAAAAAAUUCGUUGUAUAUUGGAAGAUGAUGAGAGCAUUGAUCUGUUUACUCACCUUCAUUUUCAUCUUCUUCACCAUAGCUGAUGCUAAGCGCAUCCUUUUCCUCCCUCGGCCUCUGCCUCUCCGCUCCUUCAAGGUCAAUGCAACCCAGAAUACGGGGAGCUGCUCUUACACAGUAUCAAUAAGGACAAGCUGCUCCUCAAUUGCCUAUACACGAGAUCAUAUCAGUCUUGCAUUUGGCGAUGCUUAUGAAAAUCAAGUGUAUGUACGGAGGCUAGAUGAUCCACACACAAGAACGUUUGGAAGGUGUUCAACUGAUACAUCAAAUAAAGGGGGCUUGCACAUACCAGGUUUGCUAUCUCUACCCCUACAGGAACGGACAUGAUGGUUGGAAGCCGGAGAGUGUGACCGUUUAUGGCCACUAAUCUAUACCAAAGCUGUCACAUUUUAUUACAAUGAAUUUGUUCCUACAGGGCGUUCUGCAGCUGCAUGAACAACGUAGGCUAAUUUGUUCCUACAGGGCGUUCUGCAGCUGCAUGAACAACGUAGGCUAAUUUGUUGAAGAUCAGGUUGGGAAUUUACUGUUUUCAUGUAUUAGAACUUAUUCAGAGAUUGGAGAAAUAAAAAACUUAGUUUGACAUGACGAUAACAACAACAAAACCCUAUUCCAAAUGUAAUU
This is a messenger RNA of Hibiscus syriacus, 719 nucleotides long. RefSeq names its product embryo-specific protein ATS3A-like. The transcript is spliced from 3 exons. Gene Ontology annotation, molecular function: protein binding. The record is from RefSeq and is a predicted model, not a curated record. The coding region runs from base 66 to 425 and encodes 119 amino acids. NCBI's taxonomy places the organism in Eukaryota, Viridiplantae, Streptophyta, Magnoliopsida, Malvales, Malvaceae.